AUGGGUGGCAGUGGAACUGACACCGACCUGUCCACGGGCAAGAAGGUGGCCUUCUCUAUUCUCAUCCCUAUAUUGGUUAUUUUGUCUGGUAUCUUUGCCGGUUUAACCCUGGGAUACAUGUCUUUGGACGAAACACAAUUGCAGGUCCUCAUGGCACAAGGCAGUGAGCGAGAACGGAAUUUUGCGAAAAAGAUUGCUCCAGUGCGCCAAGACGGGCAUCUGUUGUUAACGACUCUGCUUAUCGCAAACAUGAUCACCAAUGAAACGCUGCCGAUUAUUGCAGACCCAGUACUGGGUGGCGGUUUUCAAGCUGUUAUUGUCUCGAUUGUUCUUGUCGUUAUAUUUGCCGAGCUUAUUCCUCAGAGUGUGUGCUCGCGCUACGGGCUUUUCAUUGGUGCACAUAUGGCCUUGUUCACUCGGGUUGUGAUGUUCAUUCUAUGGCCUAUCGCAUGGCCGGUAUCACGCAUUCUACAUUAUGUUCUUGGACCCCAUCACGGAACGGUGUAUCGACGUGUCGAGCUGAAGGAGCUUGUGACCAUGCAUGAUGCAGCUGGUGGCAGGGGUGGUGACUUAAAGCACGAUACUGUGACGAUUGUGGGAGGAGCAUUGGACAUGCAGGCAAAGGUCGCCAAGCAGGCAAUGACACCCAUUGAGCAGGUCCACAUGCUCCCUUUGACGGCUCGUUUGGAUUACCCAACGCUGGAACGCAUUGUUCGCUCGGGCCAUUCGCGAAUCCCUGUGUACCAAGAUGUGGACAGCGCCGUGGAAGGUUCGGGCCUUUGGACGCCCAAAGGCAAAGACACAACUAUCUCAAAGAUUGGACGAUCGUUGGGUCUUCGCCAAGCGGUCGCACUGAAUAACCAACCUAUCAGUGCUGGACCAUCUCACAUGAGCAAUCCAUUGGCAAUCACACCGGAGUCUGCAAAGACGCCGCCUCCUGCACCCAAGGUUCAUCGUAAGAUUGUUGGUGCCUUGCUGGUGAAGCAGUGUGUUUUGCUAGAUCCUGAAGAUGCUGUGCCUGUUAGUGAGAUGGUGAUCAAUGCCCUACCAACCGUGCCGUGGGACGAGCCGCUGCUGAACGUGUUGAACGUGUUCCAAGAAGGACGUUCUCAUAUGGCCAUUGUAUCUCCGCACUCAGGCAUGGACACCAAGCCUACGGUCCCUCCGAAAGCCCAGAUCCCAGCGACCCUGCACGCGUCGACGGAUCUCGAGGAGCAGGCGCCGACGGAGUCAAAGACAAAAACAGUGCGUGGCCUUCACCGUCUGUUCUACCGCAUGCGGGGAGGUAAAGACAGUGACUUCGACGAUCCCGAUCAUCCAAUGAGUGCGAGCGGCAACCUGCCUAUGUCGAUGAUUGUCGAGCAAGACUCGGCUCCCAAUGCGCCGCUGGGUAUCAUCACGUUGGAAGAUGUGUUGGAAGAGCUUAUUGGUGAAGAAAUUCUUGAUGAGUACGAUUCUGAUGGCUCCAGCAGCGACAACGCCAGCAACUGGGAUGUGCCUCCAAGCGAGACAUCUAAGCACAUGGACAAGGACACGGACUUUAGUGGCAUGAAUGAAAAAGAUAGCUUGCUUAUUCCCAUCGUGGUAAGCAAGUCGCCCAGAGCAGCCAUCGCUUCUCCCUUGAUCAGUGAUGGAGCUGUGACUCUGCCGCCGCCUGCGCAGGUGUCGGGAAACCAAAAUUGA
Messenger RNA from Malassezia sympodialis ATCC 42132, 1683 nucleotides. RefSeq lists its product as uncharacterized. Gene Ontology annotation, biological process: intracellular manganese ion homeostasis; magnesium ion homeostasis. Gene Ontology annotation, cellular component: cytoplasm. Lineage: Eukaryota; Fungi; Basidiomycota; Malasseziomycetes; Malasseziales; Malasseziaceae. The record is from RefSeq and is a predicted model, not a curated record.